Paramecium pentaurelia is the source of this 5232-nucleotide messenger RNA. The record is from the annotation of a GenBank genome assembly. Lineage: Eukaryota; Ciliophora; Oligohymenophorea; Peniculida; Parameciidae.
AUGUCCUAAUAAAAUCAGGCCAAUAUUAAUAACUUAUUGAAUGUUUUGAUAAAAUAAUUAACAUAAAUCCUUAAUCUGAUGUAACUUUAAAAAACAAAAGUAAUUUUUAUUUAAUUAUUUAUAGUUUAUGGCUUAAUUAUAAAUGGUCAUUAUGAAUAAGUUCCUUAAUUAUUGGAUCAAUUAAUUGCCAUUAAUCCUUAAUUUAUUUAUAAUUUAAAAAGAAUAAGUAAGUUACUUUAAAUAAUUAUAGUUGAUUAAUUAAUACAAUAUGGCCAAUAUGAAUUAGCUAUUGAAUAAUUUGAUAAAAUAAUUUCUAUAAAUCCUUAAUUUAUUAAUACCUUAAAAAGCAUGUGUAAAUAUAAUUUUAUAAAUUAUAGUUGAUUAAUUAAUACAAUUUGGCUAAUAUGAAUUAGCUAUUGAUUUUUUUGAUAAAAUAAUAACUAUUAACCCUUAAAAUGCUGAUACUUUUAAAAGCAUAAGUAAAUUAAAUUUAAUUAUUUAUAGUUUAUGACUUAUCAAAUAAUGGUCAAUAUGAAUAAGCCAUUUAAUUAUGUAACAAAUUAUUGGAAAUCGAUCCAUAAUCAAUUGAGAUUAUAUAAAUGAAAAGUAAAAUUAAUCUAAAUUUGAUAGUUGAUGUCCUAAUAUAAUAAGGCCAAUAUUAAUAAGUUAUUGAAUGUUUUGAUAAAAUAAUUACCAUAAAUCCUUAAUCUGAUGUAACUUUAAAAAACAAAAGUAAUUUUCAUUUAAUUAUUUAUAGUUUAUGACCUAAUACAUUAAAAUUAAUUUGAAUAAGCUAUUUAAUUAUAUGAUAAAUUAUUGGAAAUCAAUCCAAAAUCAAUUGAGAUUAUAUAAAUGAAAAGUAAAAUUAAUCUAAAUUUGAUAGUGGAUGUCCUAAUACAAAAUGGCCAAUAUGAAUUAGCUAUUGAAUGUUUUGAUAAAAUAAUUACCAUAAAUCCUUAAUCUGAUGUAACUUUAAAAAACAAAAGUAAUUUUCAUUUAAUUAUUUAUAGUUUAUGACUUAUCAAAUAAUGGUCAAUAUGAAUAAGCUAUUUAAUUAUGUAACAAAUCAUUUGAAAUUAAUCCAUAAUCUAUUGAGAUCUUAUAAAUGAAAAGUAAAGUAAAUCUAAAUUUGAUAGUUGAUGUCCUAAUGAAGGGUGACCAAUAUGAAAAGGUUGUCGAAUGUUUUGAAAAAAUAAUUACAAUAAAUCCUUAAUCUUCUGAUACUUUAAAAACCAUAUGUAUAUUUUAUGUAAAUUUAAAUAGUUGGUUGCUUAAUAUAUCAUGGUCUAUAUUAAUAAGUCAUUUAAAAAUUCGAUAAAAUUAUGGAAAUCAAUCCAUAAUCUAAUGAAAUCUUAAAAAUGAAAAGUAAAUUAAAUUUUAAUUUAAAUAGUUGAUUACCUAAAACAUUAAAAUUAAUUUGAAUAAGCGAUUUAAUUAUGUGAUAAAUUAUUAGAAAUCAAUCCAUAAUCUAUUGAGAUCUUAUAAAUGAAAAGUAAAGUAAAUCUAAAUUUGAUAGUUGAUGUCCUAAUGAAGGGUGACCAAUAUGAAAAGGUUGUCGAAUGUUUUGAAAAAAUAAUUACAAUAAAUCCUUAAUCUUCUGAUACUUUAAAAACCAUAUGUAUAUUUUAUGUUAAUUUAAAUAGUUGGUUGCUUAAUAUAUCAUGGUCUUUAUUAAUAAGUCAUUUAAAAAUGCGAUAAAAUUAUGGAAAUCAAUCCAUAAUCUAUUGAAAUCUUAAAAAUGAAAAGUAUAUUAAAUUUUAAUUUUAAUAGUUGAUUACUUAAAACAUAAUAAAGAAUAUGAAUAAGCCAUUUAAUUAUGUGAUAAAUCAUUAGAAAUCUAUCCUUAAUCUAUUAAGAUUAAAUAAAUGAAAAAUACAAUAAAGAGAGAAAUAUUAGUUAAUACCCUUUUUUAAUUAAACUAAUUUGGUUACCAUUACCUGGAUUUAUAUUAUUGUUAUUAAUGCAAUUCCAACAUUCCUUAAUUAGAUGAAUUAUUUCAAUAAAUAAGUAAAUUUAAUUUAAAUAUUUAUAGUUUAGGAUUUAUCAAAUAAUGCUCAAUAUGAAUGGGCCAUUUAAUUAUGCGAUAUUUUAUUAGUAAGCAAUCCAUAAUCUAUUGAGAUUAUAUAAAUGAAAAGUAAAAUUAAUCUAAAUUUGAUAGUUGAUGUCCUAAUAAAAUAUGGCCAAUAUGAAAAGGUUGUCGAAUGUUUUGAAAAAAUAAUUACAAUAAAUCCUUAAUCUUCUAAUACUUUACAAACCAUAAGUAUAUUUUAUGUAAAUUUAAAUAGUUGAUUGCUUAAUAUAUCAUGGUAUUUAUUAAAAAGUCAUUUAAAAAUGCGAUAAAAUUAUGGAAAUGAAUCCAUAAUCUAAUGAAAUCUUAAAAAUGAAAAGUAAAUUAAAUUUUAAUUUUAAUAGUUGAUUACUUAAAACAUUAAAAUUAAUUUGAAUAAGCGAUUUAAUUAUGUGAUAAAUUAUUAGAAAUCAAUCCAUAAUCUAUUGAGAUUAUAUAAAUGAAAAGUAAAAUUAAUCUAAAUUUGAUAGUUGAUGUCCUAAUAAAAUAUGGCCAAUAUGAAAAGGUUGUCGAAUGUUUUGAAAAAAUAAUUACAAUAAAUCCUUAAUCUUCUAAUACUUUACAAACCAUAAGUAUAUUUUAUGUAAAUUUAAAUAGUUGAUUGCUUAAUAUAUCAUGGUAUUUAUUAAAAAGUCAUUUAAAAAUGCGAUAAAAUUAUGGAAAUGAAUCCAUAAUCUAAUGAAAUCUUAAAAAUGAAAAGUAAAUUAAAUUUUAAUUUUAAUAGUUGAUUACUUAAAACAUUAAAAUUAAUUUGAAUAAGCGAUUUAAUUAUGUGAUAAAUUAUUAGAAAUCAAUCCAUAAUCUAUUGAGAUUAUAUAAAUGAAAAGUAAAAUUAAUCUAAAUUUGAUAGUUGAUGUCCUAAUAAAAUAUGGCCAAUAUGAAAAGGUUGUCGAAUGUUUUGAAAAAAUAAUUACAAUAAAUCCUUAAUCUUCUAAUACUUUACAAACCAUAAGUAUAUUUUAUGUAAAUUUAAAUAGUUGAUUGCUUAAUAUAUCAUGGUAUUUAUUAAAAAGUCAUUUAAAAAUGCGAUAAAAUUAUGGAAAUGAAUCCAUAAUCUAAUGAAAUCUUAAAAAUGAAAAGUAAAUUAAAUUUUAAUUUUAAUAGUUGAUUACUUAAAACAUUAAAAUUAAUUUGAAUAAGCGAUUUAAUUAUGUGAUAAAUUAUUAGAAAUCAAUCCAUAAUCUAUUGAGAUUAUAUAAAUGAAAAGUAAAAUUAAUCUAAAUUUGAUAGUUGAUGUCCUAAUAAAAUAUGGCCAAUAUGAAAAGGUUGUCGAAUGUUUUGAAAAAAUAAUUACAAUAAAUCCUUAAUCUUCUAAUACUUUACAAACCAUAAGUAUAUUUUAUGUAAAUUUAAAUAGUUGAUUGCUUAAUAUAUCAUGGUAUUUAUUAAAAAGUCAUUUAAAAAUGCGAUAAAAUUAUGGAAAUGAAUCCAUAAUCUAAUGAAAUCUUAAAAAUGAAAAGUAAAUUAAAUUUUAAUUUUAAUAGUUGAUUACUUAAAACAUUAAAAUUAAUUUGAAUAAGCGAUUUAAUUAUGUGAUAAAUUAUUAGAAAUCAAUCCAUAAUCUAUUGAGAUUAUAUAAAUGAAAAGUAAAAUUAAUCUAAAUUUGAUAGUUGAUGUCCUAAUAAAAUAUGGCCAAUAUGAAAAGGUUGUCGAAUGUUUUGAAAAAAUAAUUACAAUAAAUCCUUAAUCUUCUAAUACUUUACAAACCAUAAGUAUAUUUUAUGUAAAUUUAAAUAGUUGAUUGCUUAAUAUAUCAUGGUAUUUAUUAAAAAGUCAUUUAAAAAUGCGAUAAAAUUAUGGAAAUGAAUCCAUAAUCUAAUGAAAUCUUAAAAAUGAAAAGUAAAUUAAAUUUUAAUUUUAAUAGUUGAUUACUUAAAACAUUAAAAUUAAUUUGAAUAAGCGAUUUAAUUAUGUGAUAAAUUAUUAGAAAUCAAUCCAUAAUCUAUUGAGAUUAUAUAAAUGAAAAGUAAAAUUAAUCUAAAUUUGAUAGUUGAUGUCCUAAUAAAAUAUGGCCAAUAUGAAAAGGUUGUCGAAUGUUUUGAAAAAAUAAUUACAAUAAAUCCUUAAUCUUCUAAUACUUUACAAACCAUAAGUAUAUUUUAUGUAAAUUUAAAUAGUUGAUUGCUUAAUAUAUCAUGGUAUUUAUUAAAAAGUCAUUUAAAAAUGCGAUAAAAUUAUGGAAAUGAAUCCAUAAUCUAAUGAAAUCUUAAAAAUGAAAAGUAAAUUAAAUUUUAAUUUUAAUAGUUGAUUACUUAAAACAUUAAAAUUAAUUUGAAUAAGCGAUUUAAUUAUGUGAUAAAUUAUUAGAAAUCAAUCCAUAAUCUAUUGAGAUUAUAUAAAUGAAAAGUAAAAUUAAUCUAAAUUUGAUAGUUGAUGUCCUAAUAAAAUAUGGCCAAUAUGAAAAGGUUGUCGAAUGUUUUGAAAAAAUAAUUACAAUAAAUCCUUAAUCUUCUAAUACUUUACAAACCAUAAGUAUAUUUUAUGUAAAUUUAAAUAGUUGAUUGCUUAAUAUAUCAUGGUAUUUAUUAAAAAGUCAUUUAAAAAUGCGAUAAAAUUAUGGAAAUGAAUCCAUAAUCUAAUGAAAUCUUAAAAAUGAAAAGUAAAUUAAAUUUUAAUUUUAAUAGUUGAUUACUUAAAACAUUAAAAUUAAUUUGAAUAAGCGAUUUAAUUAUGUGAUAAAUUAUUAGAAAUCAAUCCAUAAUCUAUUGAGAUUAUAUAAAUGAAAAGUAAAAUUAAUCUAAAUUUGAUAGUUGAUGUCCUAAUACAAUAUGGCCAAUAUGAAUUAGCUAUUGAAUGUUUUGAUAAAAUAAUUACCAUAAAUCCUUAAUCUGAUGUAACUUUAAAAAACAAAAGUAAUUUUCAUUUAAUUAUUUAUAGUUUAUGACUUAUCAAAUAAAUUAAUCUAAAUUUGAUAGUUGAUGUCCUAAUACAAUAUGGCCAAUAUGAAUUAGCUAUUGAAUGUUUUGAUAAAAUAAUUACCAUAAAUCCUUAAUCUGAUGUAACUUUAAAAAACAAAAGUAAUUUUUAUUUAAUUAUUUAUAGUUUAUGAUUUAUCAUAUAAUGGUCAAUAUGAAUAAGCCAUUUAAUUAUGUGAUAAAUCAUUAGAAAUCAAUCCAUAAUCUAUUGAGAAAUCAAAAAUUAAAAGUAAAGUCAUCUAAAUUUGA